AUGGCUUCUAUUCUUCGCGCCCUGCGACCUUUGUCGCGUACCCCUACAGUCCGUUUGGCGGGCAAGCGACUAGCUCCCGGCCGACCUAUCCAGAGUGCAUAUGCUUUCUCUACCACCCCGCGUCGAUGGGACGACUCCGAACUCACACCCACCCCGAUCACCCUUUUGUCCGACACGGAAGCUAUGAUGUCCGAGAUGGUCUCGAAGUUCGCACAGGAGCAGAUUGGCCCAAAGGUUCGGGAUAUGGACGAGGCCGAGACCAUGGACCCCAAGAUUGUGGAACAGCUCUUCGAGCAGGGAAUCAUGGGUAUCGAGGUGCCUGAAGAAUUCGGCGGUGCGGGCAUGAACUUCACCGCAGCGAUUGUCGCGAUCGAGGAGCUUGCCCGCGUCGACCCCAGUGUCAGUGUGUUGGCGGAUGUGCACAACACUCUGGUCAACACUGCGAUCAUGAAGUACGGUGAUGCCCAGGCUCAGCGCACAUGGCUCCCCAAGCUCACCACCGGCACUGUCGGCUCGUUCUGCCUUUCCGAGCCUGCGUCUGGCUCUGAUGCCUUUGCGCUCCAGACAAAGGCUGAGAAGACUGCUGAUGGUUACAAGAUCAAUGGAUCUAAGAUGUGGAUCACCAACUCAAUGGAGGCGGGUAUCUUCAUCGUCUUUGCCAAUAUUGACCCUAGCAAGGGUUACAAGGGCAUCACUGCCUUCAUUGUUGAGAAGGAUACUCCCGGUUUCUCUAUUGCGAAGAAGGAGAAGAAGCUUGGCAUUCGUGCCAGCAGCACUUGUGUGCUGAACUUUGAUGACUGCGUCAUCCCCAAGAGCAAUCUGCUCGGUGAGGAGGGCCAAGGUUACAAGUACGCUAUUAGUGUGCUGAACGAGGGUCGCAUUGGUAUUGCUGCCCAGAUGACUGGACUUGCUCUUGGCGCAUGGGAGAACGCCGCUCGAUACGUGUGGAAUGACCGUCGCCAAUUCGGCGAGCUUAUCGGUAACUUCCAAGGCAUGCAGCACCAGAUUGCCCAGGCAUACACUGAGAUCGCAGCCGCACGAGCUCUUGUGUACAAUGCCGCCCGCAAGAAGGAGGCUGGCCAAGACUUUGUCCAAGACGCCGCCAUGGCCAAGCUUUACGCUUCCCAGGUCGCUGGUCGUGUUUCUAGCUCUGCUGUUGAGUGGAUGGGUGGCAUGGGCUUUGUCCGUGAGGGCAUUGCCGAGAAGAUGUUCCGAGACAGCAAGAUCGGUGCUAUCUACGAAGGCACCAGCAACAUCCAGCUGCAGACUAUCGCCAAGCUUCUUCAGAAGCAAUACACACAAUAG
Messenger RNA from Penicillium salamii, 1305 nucleotides. Lineage: Eukaryota; Fungi; Ascomycota; Eurotiomycetes; Eurotiales; Aspergillaceae. The record is from the annotation of a GenBank genome assembly.